CUUUGUCCGCGAUGGGCUCUCAAUAAACCCCUUCCUUCUAUAUUGACCAGGUCCAUCUGUCCAUGCCCUUCUGGCCCUCUGUAUCGGUCCUGGCCCCGCGGAGAACUAGAUUACAACAGUACUACGGUACAACUAACUCUCUCUCUUAUCCGUUCUGAACGACUCGACAGACCCGGUCCUCGACCAUGGCGAACAAGGCGUUGAUUCCCUUCCUGGUCACGAUGAUGCUCGUGACCGGGGUGUGCAACACAAUCCUCAAUAAAUACCAGGACAUGCAAUGCGUCCUAAACUGCGAUUCCCCAGACCCGAAGGAGCGCCGUACCUUCGAACAGCCUGUCAUCCAAACGGCACAGAUGUUUGUAGGUGAAAUGGGUAGCUGGAUAGUCGUCCUUCUCACCUUCCUCUACCAACGCUUCAUCUCUCCGCGAUUAUCGCGUAACAACUCGUCGCCUCUUUUGGCAGGAGGAUAUCAUCCCGUCGGGGCAAAUGACGGCAUUGACGAGGACGACGAGGACGGCACGAUCAAUGGGGCUCGUUACUCCGAGGAUCCUUCCAAGCCGGAUCAUUUGGACGAACAACGCCUCCCUCUACAUGGUCGAAGAAUAUUCAUGCUUGCAGCGCCGGCCUGCUGCGAUAUUGCAGGCACGACGCUCAUGAACGUUGGCCUGCUCUUUGUUGCCGCUAGUAUCUAUCAGAUGACCCGGGGAGCUCUGGUGCUAUUCGUGGGCCUCUUCAGUGUCCUUUUCCUUCAUCGAAAGCUGUAUCUUUACCAGUGGAUCUCGCUCUGCAUUGUGGUUCUUGGUGUCGCGUUGGUCGGCCUUGCGGGCGCCCUUUUUGACCACAAUGAGCACGACGUCACGCAGGAAAAUGUCGUCAUGAAUGCUGCCAUUCAAGCGCGGGCCGUUGCCCGAACUCCCGAAGCGGUGCAGGCCAUCAUCGGAGUUCUUCUGAUUGCGGCAGCCCAAAUCUUCACCGCGUCCCAGUUCGUCCUGGAGGAAUGGAUUCUGGAGAACUAUGAGAUGGACCCUCUGCAAGUUGUUGGAUGGGAAGGUAUCUUCGGUUUCUCUGUGACCGUGGUCGCAAUGAUUAUUUUAUACUUCUCCGUCGGGCAAACCCCGGCCGGUCGUUAUGGCUACUUUGACGCGAAGGAGGGUUGGCAUCAGGUGCUUAACAAUCGCGCCGUUGCCGUCUCCAGCAUCCUGAUCAUGAUCAGCAUUGGUGGGUUCAACUUCUUCGGGCUGUCCGUCACUCGAAACGUCUCGGCCACAUCUCGCAGCACCAUCGAUACCUGCCGUACCCUCUUCAUCUGGCUCGUCUCGCUGGCUCUAGGAUGGGAGUCCUUCAAAUGGCUCCAGGUGGUCGGUUUCGGACUCCUCGUGUACGGAACCUUCCUGUUCAACGACAUCAUUCGCCCGCCGCUGAAGGCCUGUCUGCCUGAUCGGAUGAGAGAGCGGGAGGUUCUCUUGCCUGAGGAGCCGAUCGAGCACCUCUAGAGUGCGGGAACAGGAUCGAAGUGAGGCUUGUAUAGAAACA
Messenger RNA from Aspergillus steynii IBT 23096, 1533 nucleotides. Its product is annotated as putative nucleotide-sugar transporter. The record is from RefSeq and is a predicted model, not a curated record. Lineage: Eukaryota; Fungi; Ascomycota; Eurotiomycetes; Eurotiales; Aspergillaceae. Gene Ontology annotation, biological process: pyrimidine nucleotide-sugar transmembrane transport. Gene Ontology annotation, cellular component: intracellular membrane-bounded organelle; Golgi membrane. The transcript has 4 exons. Gene Ontology annotation, molecular function: pyrimidine nucleotide-sugar transmembrane transporter activity. The coding region runs from base 186 to 1493 and encodes 435 amino acids.